AACAACUGAGAGAGUAAAUAUGAAAAUAAGCUACAUGUAGACUCUAUGGCCAAAAUUAAGCCACGUAUGACGUAGCUAGGAAGUCGUUUUGCCAAUUUUCAGAUCAGGUGAUGGUGCCAUACUUGUGAUCAGUUGUAGCCAAGCCUGUUGAGAUGUCUCAGGCUGCAUCACCCAGUGCAAAGGAGGGAGGGGACACUAAACAGUCCCCUGCCCCCAAGGCUGGCAAGCUGGAGAGUCUACCUAAGGAAGAUCUAAUCAAGUAUGUCAAGAAACAAGCCAUGCAGGUUCAGAAGAUGAAAGCUAAAUGUGAAGAUUUGGCAAAGAAGAACGCAGAGCUUCAGAGUGAGAAGAAAAGUAGCCCUGCAUCAGCGGAGUCAGAUGGAAAGACAAGUAAGAUGGAGGAAGAGCUGAAAGAAUUAAGAGAGGAGAAUGAGGGAGUACAAGCAGCAUAUAAUGCCGUCCAGCAACAGCUUGCUCAGGCAGCAGAAGUACAAGAGACUCUGCAAGAGGCUCUGAAUGCCGCAUCAGACCAGAGGAGUGAAGCUGAGAAACAACAGCAGGCUGCUGUAGCUCAACUAGAGAAGGCUAACUCCAAGAUGAAGGGUUUGGAGGAACAGAUUCAAUGCAUGGAGAUGAAAGAAGAGACAAUGCGAACUACAUUCCAAUGUUUACAAGAAGAUCAACAAGCAAUCACAAGCGAGAAUAAGAGUCUGAAAGAGCAAAUCACAAUCCUGACUGAAGCCAGAGAUCAGACCAUUGAAUCCUUAAAAGCCUUGAAACAAUCUAUGUCGUCAGAAUCAAGCAAGGAUGACGAGACCAAGAGACGGUUAGAUGAAGUCAUCUCAGAGAAAAAUGAGCAUGCCCAGAAGAUUUCUUGUCUCCAGGAAGAUCAGGUGACCAUGCUGCAGGAGAUGGAUUCUUUGAAGUCAGAGCUGAAGAGUAUCAACGAGGAGAAGAAGGAAAUAGAGGAUGUUUCAAGAAAGGCAAGUGAGGAGGCAGAGGAGGGAUUGAAGAUCAUGGAGGAGGAAAAGCAAGUGAUGAUGAAGGCUGGGGUAGAGUUACAGGAACAGGUAGAGAAUCUCCAGAAACAACUUACAGAUGCAGAAGAGGGAUAUAAGACACGCCUUGAGACCCUGAUGCAGACGUCAGAGGAAGCCUCCGGUUGUGCUCAACAGCUGCGAGAAGAACUGAAGACGAUGAACGAAGACAUAGCCGGACUUCUUCAAGAGAAGGAAGAUCUCAUCGUAACCAAAGAUGAGGCUAAUGCCAGAGCUAAUGUCUUGGAGGAGAAAGUUCAUGAAUGGGAGAGAGAGAAGGAACGAGAACAGAGGAAGAUGGAGGAAUAUGAAGAAGAUAUGUCACGUCUCAGAGUCCAGGUGGAAGAGCUGAACACUCUUAAGGGUCAACUGACAGAGCUUGGUGCAGAAAAGGACAGCUUAAAGACUGAAGGGGAGAGAUUGUCUGGAGACAAUUCAAGAUUAACAGCAAGCGUGAGAGAGACUGCAGAGGAAAGAACACGUCUGUCAGAAGAACUUGAGUCUUUGAAAUCAGGUCAGACUGAUUUGAAUCAAGUUCUCCAGAAGCAACUUGAUGAUACCACAGAAGAGAAGAUCAGUCUUAAAAAUAGUCUUCAAGAGCUUGAGCUGAGUUAUGGGUGCCUUCAGAAGGAAGUUACUGCAAAUGAGGCUGAACUUGAAGAGAUAAAGAGAUCAGUUAGAGAAAAAGAGCAACAACUUGAGAAAUUACAAGAAGACAAAUUGAAGAAGGAAGAAGAAAUGACCAAGAUCGAAGGUUCGCUGAAAGAAUCUCUUGCUGCUGCGGUAGGAGACGCUGAGAGGAUGAAAGAAGAAUUGAAGAGUGUCGGGGAAGGUGUGGCAAGCGAGGAAAACAAACUGGUAGAGGACCUCACCAACGCCAAGGGAGAACUUGAGAAAAUCAUCAGGGAAAUGAAAGAAGAUGUUGUCAGAAAGGAUGAAGAGAUGAAAGAUUUGAAGGAGAAGCUUGAAUUAAUGGCUCAAGAAGCAGAGGGAGUAUUGGCGAGGAGCAAGGAAGAACUUGAGGGCGCUUUAGAGUCAUCCAGAGAGGAGAAACGAAAGAAGGCGCAGUUGGUGGAAGAUCUAGAAAAGGAAUUGACAGCUCUGAAACACACUAUGAUGAAAGGAGAUAAUGAGAAGAUAGAGGAGAUGUGCCGAAAAGAAGAAGAAUUACAAUUAGCCCUGGGAACUGCAAAAGAAGAUGCUCAAAAGAAGGAAGAGGAGAUGAAAGAGUUGAAGGAAGAGAUGGAUGGAGUGAAGGAACAAUUGAUGCUGAUCAGAACGGCUCAUCUUGAAAGCAUGCAGCAAAGCUCAGAAUACCAACAACAAGUGGAGACCCUUCAGAAUACACAGAGCUCUACAAGUAAAGGAGAUGAUAUAAGAGCAAGUAAGCUGGAAUCCAAAAAAGCUGAACUGGAGCAGGAGAAAGGGGAAAUAGAGAAGAAAGUUACAGCAUUGCAGAAAGAGGUAGAUCAAGGUAAGAAAAUCAUCGAAGAAUUGCAAGAGCAGAAGGAGCAGCUCCAAGCUUGCAUCACCAAACUUGAAACAGAGAUGAGCUCCACCAUGAAGGAGCUUCAAGACCAGAUGACCUUGCAUGAGCAAGAGAAGGAGACGUACCAGACCAGUCUGCAGGAGCUUCUAGACCAGAUGACCUUACAUGAGCAGGAGAAGGAGACAUACCAGGCCCGUCUGCAGGAUCUUCAAGACCAGAUGACCUUACAUGAGCAGGAGAAGGAGACGUACCAGGCCAGUCUGAAGGAGCUGGAGCAGGGAGCUGUUCAGGAACGUAGGAGAUUGGAAGAGAAGAUCCUGGAGCUCGAGGGAAGCAAGGAGAAGUAUGCAUCAAACUUUGAGAAGCUGAAGAAAGCAAGCACGGCUAAGGUCCAGGAGCUGCAGGAACAGAUCAAGGAGCUGAGGAGCUCCAGGGAGCAAGGAGACAACAACAAGGAGACACAGCUCAUACAACUACAAGAUAAAAUAAGUGCACUGAAUGAUACUAUCACUCAACUCCAAGAUGCCAAUGAUAGCCUUCAGUCCAGACUGGAUGAAGUAUUGUCGGAGAAGAAUGCCCUCUAUGCUGACUUGGAGACAGCCAUGCAUCAGAACGAGGUCAUGGGUCAGAAGGAGAGUGACAUCACCCAUCAAGUCAAUGACCUAGAGGUCACUCGGCAGAAGCUGAUAGGUCAAAUGCAAACAAUGCAGUCUAAACUAGAUGGGCAUAUUACUGAGAAUGAGAGUCUGAAAUCAACGGUGGAGGAGCUAAGAUCUCAGAAAGAUGAUGUCACUAACCAGAUGACUCAACUCAGAGAAACAGUAGCUGAACUCAAUGCAAAGAAAGGACAGUUGGAAGAGGAGUCCCUGCAGAGAUCAGCCAGUCACAGUGAAGAUACCCAACAAGAAAUAGUUUCUUUGAAGAAAUCAGUGAGAGAAUCUGAAGAGAAAGUCCAGAAGAUGAAAGCAGUUGCUCUGAAAGCUAAGAAGGAGCUUGACCUUAACAAGAAACAGAUGGUAGCUAUUUCACAACAGAAGGAACAGACACAGUCUGAGCUGCAGACUAUGAGUAAGAGAUAUGAAUCUUUGGAAGCUAGGCUCUCUGGGAGUCACCAACAUGUAGAGAACUAUCAGAGUCUACACAAUGAGUAUGAGAAGCUUCAAGAUGAAUUGGAGGCAAAAACUGAAAGGAUAAAAGAAUUGGAGAAGCAGAUUUCAGAAACACAGCAAGACUUGAAUAAUCUCUCGAUGGAGUGUACUCAGACGAAGCAAUUGAAGGAAGAGCUAGUCCAGAGACUUGACGGUCAAGACAAGGAGAUUAAGACUUUAGAGAGGGGCGUGGCCGAGAUGAGGAGCAGGGCGACGGUUGCCGAGGAGGAGAGGGAUGCUGAGAGGACAGAGAAGACAGAGAAAGAGCAACAACUGCAACAGGCAAAUGAGAGAGUUGUCAUCCUUGAGAAAUCCUUGAACGAACAGAAGACAACACAUGAUAACACCACUAGGAAACUAGGAGCUGCUCUUCAAGAAGCCAGUCAGAGCAAUCUUAUGGAUCUAGAAAUAGCAGACUAUGAGAAAACGGUAUCAAGUCUGAACGCAACUAUCGAUGAGAGAGACACCAAGAUUACUACCCUCACAACAGAGGUGGACAAUCUGGAGAAGAGACUAGAUGCGAUGCAGAAUGAAGUUGCUGCGGUGGGUAACCAGCGUGACCAGGCGGAGGAGAGAGCAAACAAGAUAAAGGGGAUGUUGAUGAAAGCUAAGAAGGAGCUCUCUGAUCUGAAGAAGACGGAGAGCGAGCAGAGAAGUGCAGAGGCUGCCCUCUAUGGCCAGGUGGAGUAUCUCACUCAGCAGGCCGAGGAUGGCAAGAUGGAGCAAGCUAAGAUGGCCGCAGACAAUCAGAAACUCAAAGACCAGAUGCGCACAUCCAACGAGGCUAACAUGAGGGCGGUAAGGAGUCUAGAACAGAAGGCUACUCUGCUCCAGGAGGACCUAGACCUAGCCAACAGAGAACUCACUGGCUGCCAGGCUGAGUUUGAGAGCUAUAAGGUCAGAGUUCAUAGCGUCCUCAAGCAACAGAAGACCAGGGAGACCAAUCCUGUUGCCAUGGCAAUGGAUGCAAGGGAGAGGGAGGAGUCAGAGCAGAUGAUGCAAGCCUUGAGGAGUAAACUGAAUGAGACGGGUGAUAAGAUGGUUGCUUUGAGGGCAGAGCAUGAGCUGUUACAAGGAGAGCAUGAUCGUUUGUCAGCGAGACACAGUGAGGUCAUACAAGAUAUGGAGGCUAAGGAAGCUCUGGCAAGAGAAAGGUUGGAGAAGCUUCGUAUUGAGAGUCACAGCAGGAACAUAGAGCAUACUGAAUCCAUCAAAGAAUUAACAGCACAGAAUGAGGCCUUGACGUCGUCCUUCAAGAUUCAAAUGAGGCAACUGCAGGAUGAUCAUCACCGAACGAUGGACAGCUUACAGCGCCAGCUAGAGUCCACCGAGAACCAGCUUUACCGUGCCCAGCAGGAGAUACAGAGGAAUAACAGCAUGGUCGUCAUCCCAACACGCACUCCAGUGGAGUCUAGUAAAGAGAGCCCUCUAGAGUCAGCUAUUAGGACAGUGCCUGGGGAGAGAGAACAGGCUGAAGGUAUGGAGCAUACAGAUACAGAGAUACCCAAAAGUAAGCUCCGCCCCACUCUUCCACCAAUCAGCACACAGAGCCCCACCCAAGCCCCGCCCUCUGUACCCUUCGCACAGCUCCUCUCCUCACCGACCGAUGACAGACAGAGCAUCUUCAGCGCAGUCAGCUCUACGGCCGAAGAGGAGCAGCUUAAAAGCCAGUUGACUGCUGCCCAGCAUAGAAUUGACCAUUUCACAGAGAUCACUGGAGAGAAUGAAGCAGCUAUCCUGAGGUUGACAGAGCAAGCAAAGGUCUUAAAGGAAGAGAUCAGACGAUUAGAAAGAAACCAAGCCAGGGAAAAUGCAAUCUCAAACAUGGAAUACUUGAAAAAUGUUGUACUCAAGUUUGUAUCUCUUCCUCAAGGAGAUGAGAAGGGGCGUCUUCUACCAGUGCUGAAGACCAUGUUGAAACUCAGUGAUACAGAGAUCAAGCACUUAGCUACUAUUGCCCAAGGUGAUGAUGCGACGCAGAAGUCUGGAUCCCCAGCUGGCUCCUAUCUUCAUCGAUGGUCAGGUGGCCUCUUAUAGGCACCAUGAACACCAUUAAACUUAAGAAGGGGGCAAAUCUGUCCCCCUCCUUUCCUGUUAUAGACAUGUUUGACUGUUGAAUCUCGAUUUUAAAGUGCAUUAGAAAAUAUAUCCACCAAGAUGAGUACCUUCAUUUUACUUUGUGUCACAUGAAUUUGUAUACUGUAAUGAUACGUAUUGAGAUUUUAUGAUUGUGCCACUGGGCUUUCUGCUUUUAAAUUUCAUAGAAAGGUAAAUAGUUGUGUUCAUAACUUAAAGAACAAAAUUACAUGUAUAGUUCUUCUACGUAUCAUCAAACUUCAUUUGAAUUAUACAUUAUUUGUGUACAUAGUGAUAGUAAUGGGGAAUGAUUUAAUAAACAGAAGAAAAAACCUUCAGGUUUGUAUUUUAUAUAGAGAGGUGUCGUGGUCGAGUGGA
Strongylocentrotus purpuratus (purple sea urchin) is the source of this 6128-nucleotide messenger RNA. Its product is annotated as GRIP and coiled-coil domain-containing protein 2. Bases 153 to 5711 code for a protein of 1852 amino acids. The transcript is spliced from 28 exons. The record is from RefSeq and is a predicted model, not a curated record. NCBI's taxonomy places the organism in Eukaryota, Metazoa, Echinodermata, Echinoidea, Camarodonta, Strongylocentrotidae.